Messenger RNA from Panonychus citri (citrus red mite), 905 nucleotides. Its product is annotated as mpv17-like protein 2. Gene Ontology annotation, biological process: mitochondrial ribosome assembly. Gene Ontology annotation, cellular component: cytoplasm; membrane. The record is from RefSeq and is a predicted model, not a curated record. Lineage: Eukaryota; Metazoa; Arthropoda; Arachnida; Trombidiformes; Tetranychidae. The transcript has a single exon. Bases 291 to 878 code for a protein of 195 amino acids.
GAUUAACAUUAAUACUGUAGCUCCAAUUUCAAUCGAAUUAGUUAAUUAAUCCAAAGUAAUAUCAACCAAAUUAAUGAGAAUCAAAUUUAGCUUUCAAACUUACAUGACUUGUGAGUCGGACUCACAAUCACAUGUUCAUGUUUGUUGAUAUUUCAUCAACUAAAAAGAAACAAUUUUCCAAAUUCUGGUUAAUUGUAUUGUACAUUAAUUGUGUAAAUAUAAACAUCUCACCUCCUGUCUCAUGAAACAUUGAGUUGAUUGGAACGUUUCAACAAAUUGUUCCGAUUAAUAUGAUUUUCCAAAAUCAAUUGAAACGUUUCAUUAGCUUGGCUUUUUCAUCUCGUUAUUUGUUGGUAACAAAUACAACAAUUGGUGUUGGUGCUUUGGUUGGAGCUGAUUUGGUUCAACAACUUUCAGCCCAUUAUAUUUAUCCAUCUAAACCAACUGAUCAGCAAUUAGGAGCCAAACAAUCUGCUGAUUUACCUUAUAUCCAUGAUAAUAACAGAUCAAUUGGAAUGGCAGCCGGUGGAUUAUAUUUCGGUCUCGGUGGUCACUAUUGGUAUGGAUUUUUGGAUAAACGAUUCCCAGGUAAAUCGAUGACCAGUGUUACUAGAAAAUUACUUUGUGAGGCGAUAAUUGGUCCACCAUUUGUUUCCCUUUGUUAUUUCAUCGUCGCCAGAGUAGAAGGUAAAUCAACAAUCGAUUGGUACAAAUCAGCAAAGGAAACAAUUAUUUAUAUCAUUUUCACCGAGUGGUGUUGCUUUUUACCUCUUCAGGCCUUCAACUUUUACCUUUUACCACCAAAGUAUCGUUACCUUUGCGUCGCUAUACUGACCUUUUUCUAUGACAAUUUUCUGUCCUACAUUUUCCAUAAAUAAAAGUGACAAUCAAAAAAUGAUAAACAC